AGGCAUUCUCCCCUCUCACCGCCACGGCGCACGCGUGUUGCGCAGUGGAAGCCAUGUUAAAGUUACACUGAAGUCAGGCAGAGAUUGUUUUCCCCCUGACGCUGUAUGUUUAUUUGUUUGUUUCUUCUUAUUAGUGUAAACUGUGUCCAUACAAAAGCACCGACUGGAUUCAGAAACCGGGAUUCUAACGAUGAAUUCCAGUUUCGACCUCUCAAGACGUAAUCCGCAAGAGGAUUUCGAGUUGAUUCAAAGGAUUGGAAGCGGGACCUACGGGGAUGUCUACAAGGCUCGGAAUGUCUCUACGGGAGAACUGGUUGCCAUUAAAGUCAUCAAACUGGAACCAGGGGAAGACUUUGCGGUGGUGCAGCAGGAGAUCAUCAUGAUGAAGGACUGCAAGCACUCCAACAUCGUGGCCUACUUCGGCAGCUACCUCAGAAGAGACAAACUGUGGAUAUGCUUGGAAUACUGUGGAGGGGGAUCCCUGCAAGACAUCUACCAUGUGACCGGCCCCCUGUCGGAAUCUCAGAUCGCCUACGUUUCCCGGGAAACGCUUCAGGGGUUGUACUAUCUCCACCACAAAGGAAAGAUGCACAGAGACAUUAAGGGAGCAAAUAUCCUAUUAACCGAUAAUGGGUAUGUAAAACUAGCGGACUUUGGCGUCUCGGCACAGAUCACCGCCACUCUGGCCAAGAGGAAGUCGUUCAUCGGCACCCCUUACUGGAUGGCUCCUGAGGUAGCCGCCGUUGAGAGGAAGGGCGGGUACAAUCACCUGUGUGACAUCUGGGCCGUGGGAAUUACCGCCAUCGAGCUGGCCGAGCUGCAGCCCCCCAUGUUCGAGCUGCACCCGAUGAGGGCUCUCUUCCUGAUGACCAAAAGUAACUUCCAGCCUCCUAAAUUGAAAGACAAAUUGAAAUGGACAAAUAAUUUCCACCAUUUUGUGAAAGUAGCGUUGACGAAAAACCCGAAGAAAAGGCCAUCAACUGAGAAGCUGUUGCAGCAUCCCUUUGUCUCUCAGCCCCUCAGUCGGACGCUGGCCAUCGAGCUCCUGGACAAGGCCAACAACCCCGACCACUCCACCUACCCCGACUUUGAUGACGACGAGCCAGAGCCUGAGCCCCCCGUGGUCGUUCCCCAGAGAAUCCACUCAACCAGCCGGAGCAACCGGGAAGGGAAGACCCUGUCUGAGAUUAACUUCGACCAGGUCAAGUUCGACCCCCCUCUGCGGAAGGAGACGGAACCUCAUCACGAGCCGCCCGACACUGACGAUUUUUUGGACUGUGCAGAAGAAAUAUACUACACUGCAAGACCUUACCUGGACUCGCCCCUGGAUUACGAGCAGGGAUCCCCCGGAGGCUCCAUCCUGGGAGGGAACAAGAGUCUUCUGAAAUCUGUGGAGGAGGAGCUACAUCAGAGGGGCCAUGUGGCACAUUUAGAGGAUGAUGAUGAUGAUGAUGAUGGUGGUGAUGAUGAUGAAACUCAACACUCAUCCAGCAACACCAUGAGGCCCAAAGUGCCCCCACCUCUGCCUCCAAAGCCCAAGUCCAUCUGCGGCCCCCAGGAGAGCCAUCCUGGCGACGACGACGGUGGUAACCACGGGACCAUCAAGCGCUGCCCCGUGUCGGAGAGCCCCAGCCGCGCCCGGCCGGCCUCCUACGUGCCCCCCAGGCCCCCGCCCCCUCGGCUGCCCCCCCACAGGAGGAAUAGCCUAGGUAACGAGGCCCCACAGAGCCCGGGGCCCUGGGACCCGGAGGGCCAUUCCGAGAGCUUUAGGGAUUUCUGGGACUGGUUGCAUGCCUACCCCGAGGAAGACGAUGAGGAGGAGGAGGAGGAAGACGAGAGCAAUGGGGUGAACCCUUCUCAUGUGAACGGAGAGAAGGAUAAGCAGUCCACAGCGCCCCCUGCAGUCUCUGCGCAGAAGGAGAGGAAGGACAUCCCGGUAACCAAGAAGCCAAUCAGUAACGGCCUCCCGCCCACCCCUAAGGUCCAUAUGGGCGCUUGCUUCUCAAAGGUCUUCAACGGCUGUCCCUUAAAAAUCCACUGCGCCACCUCCUGGAUAAACCCGGACACGCGAGACCAGUAUUUGAUAUUUGGCGCGGAGGAGGGCAUAUACACCUUAAACCUGAACGAGCUGCACGAGACCUCCAUGGAGCAGCUCUUCCCUCGAAGGUGCACGUGGCUGUACGUGAUGAACAACUGCCUGCUCUCCAUAUCCGGAAAAGCAUCACAGCUCUACUCACACAACCUAGCGGGUCUGUUCGAAUACGCACGACAAAUGCAGAAGCUGCCUGUCGCCAUACCGACCCACAGACUUCCCGACAAGAUCAUUCCCAGGAAGUUUGCAGUAUCCAAUAAAAUUCCAGAUACAAAGGGAUGCCAGAAGUGUUGUGUAGUGCGGAACCCGUACACGGGUCAUAAGUACCUGUGCGGCGCGUUCCAGUCCAGCGUGGUGCUGCUCGAGUGGGUGGAGCCCAUGCAGAAGUUCAUGCUCAUCAAGAACAUAGACUUCCCUCUGCCGUGCCCCCUGGAGGUGUUUGAGAUGCUGGUGGUCCCGGAGCACCAGUACCCUCUCAUCUGCAUGGCCGUCAGCAAGGGCACCGAAACCAACCAGGUGGUCCGCUUCGAUACCGUCAACCCCAACUCCGCCUGCUCCUGGUUCACAGAGUCAGAUGCACCACAGACCUGUGUCAUCCAUGUCACCCAACUGGAGAAGGACACCAUCUUGGUCUGCCUCGACCGGUGCAUUAAGAUCGUGAAUUUGCAGGGCAGGUUAAAGUCCAGCAAGAAGCUGUCGGCCGAGCUCACCUUCAACUUCCAGAUCGAGUCGAUAGUGUGUCUCCAGGACAGUGUGUUGGCCUUCUGGAGGCACGGAAUGCAGGGGCGGAGCUUCAAGUCCAAUGAGAUCACGCAAGAGAUUUCUGAUAACACAAGAAUUUUCCGGCUCUUGGGAUCAGACAGAGUGGUGGUACUGGAGAGCAGGCCAACGGACAAUCCCACAGCGCAUAGCAACCUCUACAUCCUGGCGGGACACGAGAACAGUUACUGAGCGCAAAGCAUUCUGGGAUUGCGUCGGGCCAGAGAACACGCCUCCUGCUCUGCUUCGGACACACCUCUUCAUCAUGGGAGUGACAUGGGACUUGUCAGUUUUGUUUUGUUUUUUUUUGUUUUUUUAAAUAAUUUUUUUUAUUUAUUGUGGCAUGUUAAAGAAAGGCUUUUCUUUUUUUAAUAUAUAUAUUUUUAAAAAGUGUUGCCACCACUUAGUAUCUUACGCUACCACACAAGUGCUUAAUAGACUUAUAUUUAAUUGUUGUAAAUAUUAAUGUAGUAUUUUUUUGACGCGAGCAGAUUUGAAGUUGUACACUAAAGACUGGUAAUGUAGAUAUCUGUGCAUAUAUGCUGUACAGUUAUCCAGGCUGUAUAGGUGUAAAGGUGCGGUGUGUGGCGUAAAUAGAUGGGGUACUACUUUAAAAGGGCUCCUCUUCCCAGGUCAUGUUCGGGGGUACCACCGUACAGGUACCCCGAAAAAGUAAUCCCGGAAGAAGUGCCCGUCCUAUUAACACUGACGUUUUUAUUUUCGGAUUUCAAUGGAGAGAUUUAUUCCUUCAGAUAUGGAGCCCUGGGCUUCUUUUUAUAAUACAGAAAUUUCAAAUCUCUGUUGUCCACCCAUUUUAAAAUGCCUAUGUUUUAUAAUUAUGUGGCAUACACUGGUUUUUGAACCUUUGCACAAAACAGCUGAUGAGUUUUUAUAGAAGCAAUGAUGUAUGUAUCUGUGUAUAUGUGUGUACAGAGAGAGCAUGUACGCGCAUAUAUGGGUAUAUGUACCAGACCUGGGUCAAAUACUUUUCUGUGCUCUAUUGAUCUUGCCUGGUGUAAUUGAGCCUGCCACAAUAUGGCAAGAAGGCGGGGUUUGCACUUUUUGAGAGUAUUUCAUUGGUUCCAUACACCAGACAAGAUCAGUAAAGCGUAGAAAAGUAUUUGAAUCCAAAACAAAUGCGUAUUUGACCCAGGUCUGAUAAGUACGUGUGCACAUGCAUUGCAUCGCUGUUUGAGUAUACACAUCGAUAUGCGUUCUGUGCUAAAUGCUGUGACUGGAGUUCUGUCGCUCCGGUUUACAAAAACACACAGCAGUCUUGUUGUUACUGACAUGAAGUGAGAUGAAACUGUGCUUACGAAGCUGAAAAAUAACACACUAUUCCAAACGAGCUAUAACCGUAGAUCCGUUGUCCAGUGGUACUAUUGAAUAACACUUGUCUUAACUAUGGUAGUACUUUCUCGGUGUCGGCCAUAACGUCGGCAGUUGGAUAUUCAAACCUAAGAAGAACAUUCCCUUGCUUACACGAUCUUACUUUUGCUUUUAAAACGUUAUGCCAAAAUUUUUUUCGUGUUCCGUUAAGUAAUGGCCAAAAUAAUUUGGGUGUCUACCUCGUGCAAUGAUGAAAAAGGCACCAGCAGUUUCUGCCGGUGAAUAAAGAGUUUCCCUUUCCUCCACUGUAGAAUUCUUCCAUUGGGUUUUUUCCCUGAACUAAAAAAAAGAAAACAUUUCUUUUCAUUAUUUCAGCAUUAUAACAUUUUCAUAUUGCAAAGCGUAAUGUAUAUACUGUAAAAUAAAAAAUCUGUUGGUUUUA
Molecule: messenger RNA, 4622 nt
Organism: Anguilla rostrata (American eel)
Lineage: Eukaryota; Metazoa; Chordata; Actinopteri; Anguilliformes; Anguillidae
Product: mitogen-activated protein kinase kinase kinase kinase 3-like
Exons: 34
Coding region: 191-3043 (950 amino acids)
Biological process (GO): protein phosphorylation; intracellular signal transduction
Cellular component (GO): cytoplasm
Molecular function (GO): MAP kinase kinase kinase kinase activity; ATP binding
Source: RefSeq, a predicted model, not a curated record